Messenger RNA from Talpa occidentalis (Iberian mole), 2522 nucleotides. RefSeq names its product EF-hand calcium binding domain 14 (gene EFCAB14). The record is from RefSeq and is a predicted model, not a curated record. Bases 783 to 2267 code for a protein of 494 amino acids. The transcript has 11 exons. Lineage: Eukaryota; Metazoa; Chordata; Mammalia; Eulipotyphla; Talpidae.
UGAGCUGCGGUCGCCCCUCAGCACCGCCCCCCUCCUCCCGGCCCAAGGUGCACGGCUGGGGUCUCCCCAAGUGCGGGUCUGGCACCUCCCAAGCCAAGCCCUCCCAGCUGGGCUCUCAGUCUUCCUCGCUCUCGGGCUCCCUUCAAACUCAGGACGAAGGCCGGAAGACGGUAAUCGUCCCAGACCCGGGCAUUUUUUUCGUGCCCAGGCUGUGUCGGGGUUGUAGCCGCUAGGAGCCUCCUUUUGCUGCCACCUCCAGCUAGCGAGAGACCAGCGCGUCCCCUGUGUCUUGCUCUGUACUUCCUCCUCUUCUCCCAGUCAAGAACAAGUUUCUUUUCCCUCUCCAUUGGAAAUCCUACACAAACACCCAUCUGUAUCGUUGCCUAGCUCCUGAAGCACCCUUAGAAAGAUUAUCUACUUAAUCAGGAAUGAGAAUCUCUCAUUCUUGACUUCCUGUCCCCUCGAGAGACAAAGAUUGCUUCCCUUAACACCCUCUUAAGUAACUCGUACUCCAUGCCCAGAGCCUUAUCCAUUUGGAUCACCAGCUCCCUGGCCAUCUCUAUGUGACUUCCCCUACCCAUCUGAGUCACAGUUUCCUCUGGUCUCCAGUCUUCAGCCCCCCAGCGGAUCUGGUCUGUCCCACCCCUGGGUGGGAGUGACCAGGGGGCUCUAGCCCAGGAUUCCCAACCCUGGAAGGCAGCUCCAAGGCAGCAAGAGAAUUGGGCGUCGGGUACGAACCUGGCAGCUCAGGAGUGGGUGCUCCACUCACCCCCCACAAGAAAAUGAAAAAGCGCAAAGAGCUCAAUGCAUUGAUCGGCCUGGCUGGGGACAGCAGGAGAAAGAAGCCCAAGAAAGGCUCAGGCCACCGCCUGCUUCGCACUGAGCCUCCUGACUCAGACUCUGAGUCCAGCUCCGAGGAGGAAGAGGAAUUCGGUGUAGCUGGAAAUCGCUCUCGCUUUGUAAAGGGAGACUAUUUACGAUGCUGCAAGAUCUGUUAUCCCCUCUGUGCUUUCAUCAUCCUUGCCGCCUGUGUCGUGGCCUGUGUUGGUUUGGUGUGGAUGCAAGUUGCCCUGAAGGAGGAUCUGGAUGCUCUCAAGGAAAAAUUUAGGACAAUGGAAUCUAAUCAGAAAAGCUCAUUCCAAGAAAUUCCCAAGCUUAAUGAAGAACUUCUCAGCAAACAAAAACAACUUGAAAAUAUUGAAUCUGGAGAACUGGGAUUGAACAAAGUCUGGAUAAACAUCACUGAAAUGAAUAAGCAGAUUACUCAGUUGACUUCUGCAGUAAACCACCUUAAAGCCAAUGUUAAGUCAGCUGCAGACCUAAUUAGCCUGCCUGCCACUGUAGAGGGACUUCAGAAGAGUGUAGCUUCCAUCGGCAGUACUUUAAACAGUGUCCAUCUUGCUGUGGAGGCAAUACAGAAAACCGUGGAUGAGCACAAGAAAACCAUGGAAUUACUGCAAAGUGAUAUGAAUCGGCACUUCUCAGUGGAGACCAAUGGAAGCAACCAGAUCAUUCCAUCACCUUCAGCUACAUCAGAACUUGACAAUAAAACCCACAGUGAAAAUAUGAAACAGGGUAUCCUGUACCUUCACAACUCUUUAGAGGAGGUAAACAGUGCCCUGGUGGGGUACCAGAGACAGAAUGAUCUUAAACUCGAGGGGAUGAAUAAGACAGUCAGUAAUCUUACCCACAGAGUCAACUUGAUAGAAAGAGAUCUGGUUGCUAUGAGCAAGGUAGAAAAGCAAGCGAACCUGUCCUUCAGCAUGAUGGGUGGUAGAGCUGCCUCUCUAAAAAGAGAGUCUUUGCAUCAAGUGACCAUCAGACCAGAUACAGUAAAAACUGAAAGCACAAAGAAAGAAGAUAGUUCAGAUUCUCAGGUAUCCAAGCUAAGAGAGAAACUGCAGCUGAUCAGUGCUCUCACAAACAAACCUGAGAGCAACAGGCCUCCAGAAACCUCUAACAAAGAUCAAGUACAAAGUUUCACAUCAAAGCCAUCAGCAUUGCCAAAAUUUCCACUGUCUCUUGGAGACCAAAUUGAGAAAGCUGCUCAGCUAAGACCUGUUUCCCUUCCAGGAAUUUCUAGCAUCAAAGAUCUUCAGGAUUUAUUCCAUAAGACUGGCCAGGAAGUGGAUGGGAAACUGACCUACCAGGAAAUCUGGAACUCCUUAGGUUCUUCAGUGCCAGAACCAGAGAACUUAAAAGCAUUCGAUUCUGAUGGAGAUGGAAGAUACUCAUUCCUGGAGCUAAGAGUAGCAUUAGGUGUCUAGCCUCACCAGUCAUGUUCUAGAAAUGGAUCUAUAUACCCUGGACUACCUAAUACCUACUCACCUAACAAAACAACCCUUUUACUUAUACAUCAGUCCUCCUGUCCUCCAAACUACAAUAGCAGACUCAUUGCCACCUUUUAACUUGUUUGAAAAAGCUAUAUAAAAGUUAUUUUUUUAAAAAAAAGACCCUUUUACUUAUAUGAUAUUAAGAAAUCUAUGAUUUCCUGAAACUAAUAAGAUCUUAAUUUUAAAAUU